Molecule: messenger RNA, 939 nt
Organism: Dipodomys spectabilis (banner-tailed kangaroo rat)
Lineage: Eukaryota; Metazoa; Chordata; Mammalia; Rodentia; Heteromyidae
Product: olfactory receptor 2AJ1-like
Biological process (GO): G protein-coupled receptor signaling pathway
Cellular component (GO): membrane
Molecular function (GO): G protein-coupled receptor activity; olfactory receptor activity
Source: RefSeq, a predicted model, not a curated record
AUGGGACAAGAGAAUUACACCUUCAGCAGUGACUUCAUUCUUUUGGGACUGUUCUCUUCUUCCCAAGCCAGUCUGGUCUUCUUCUCAUGUUUAUUUGUCAUUUUCAUUACGAGCAUAACAGAGAAUGCACUCAUGAUCCUCCUUAUCCGAGGAGACUCACGACUUCAAACUCCAAUGUACUUCCUGCUCAGCCAUCUCUCCUUCAUGGAUAUCUUGCACAUUUCCAACAUUGUUCCCAAGAUGAUCACUGACUUUCUGUCAGGCAGUAGAACGAUUUCCUUUGUGGGGUGUGGCUUUCAAAUAUUUCUGUCCCUAACCCUACUGGGUGGCGAGUGCCUCCUCCUGGCUGCCAUGUCCUAUGAUCGCUAUGCAGCCAUCUGCCACCCACUGCGCUACCCAGUGCUCAUGAAGGAUGCUGUCAGCAGGCUCAUGGCUGCAGGGGCCUGGCUGGUUGGAACCCUCAACUCCAUAGUUCACACAGCAUAUGCGCUUCACUUUCCCUUCUGUCACUCUAGGGCCAUUGAUCACUUUUUCUGUGAAGUUCCUGCCAUGCUGAAGUUGUCCUGUGUAGACACAUCACAUUAUGAACGGGGAGUUUAUGUCAGUGGCAUCAUUUUUCUGCUGUUGCCUUUCUCCAUGAUCUCUGUAUCUUAUAUACAAAUUCUACACACUGUGUUCCAAAAAUCCUCAGAAGCACAGAAAAAGUCCCUUUCCACCUGUUCCUUCCACAUGGUUGUGGUCAUAAUGUACUAUGGACCCUUUAUUUUCACAUAUAUGAGACCUAAGUCAUAUCACACACCUGGUCAGGAUAAGUUCCUGGCUGUAUUCUACACCAUCCUCACACCCAUGCUUAACCCCAUCAUCUACAGCUUUAGAAAUAAAGAUGUGAUAGCUGCUGCCAGAAAUAUGUUUCAAAGUAUAUUUCUGAACAAAAAAUGA